UUAGAGUUAUUGGCCUUUAAGUUUAACAAAAAUGGCUUCUUACAACGCUAAAUUGGUAUUUGUUUUGCUCGCUGUAGUUAUUGUCUGUAAAGCUGAAGAUUCCGUAUCAAGUCAAGAGGAGCCUGUAGCCGAAAAGAAAGAGGUGGAUCUGGACUAUGCCAAGGGGUCUGUGUGCGGAUACUGUACAUACUGUAAGUUCUGCAAGCUUUGUGAUGAGGAUUGCCCAUGUGAAACCAGUGCCAGCAAGCCUAACUGUAAAAUGUGCAAGUACUGCAAAUACUGUUACUUGUGUUCAGCUGUCUGUGAUACAGUAUGUAAACCAGGUGGAGUAAUUGACAAAGUAUCAUCAGCCAUCAUAAAUGCCUUGCCUGUCGCUGAUAAGGAUGGAAUCGACGAGGACAUCAACUCGGUCAAAGGGUGGAUCAACAGGGAUGAGCUAUGAUCAAAAUAAUCAUUUAGAUUCUUAUGUUUUAUUUUUUAAUUUUUUUUAUAACAUUUGUUAGGUUUAUAUUGUUUGUGUUAACUAAAUGUUCCACUUUAAAGAUCUUUUGUAUUUACUUGGCAUAAAUUGUAUUUCUUCUAAUCCCACCGAUAAAUAUUUUAAUCCAUCAUUAUAAUCCAUGAUAUACAUACUGUUUUGAAAUGACAAAGUUUUGCUGUGAUUUGUAUUAACAAUGAUAGAUUAGUGCAUAUGAAUGUACAUCUCAUACAGAUAUAAGAGUGCCUGAUUAUUAAAUACUGAUUGACGGUUUUGUACUUCUGGUAAAAUCUUCAGGUUAUUGAUCCCAUGGAUGAAGAUUUGAAUAGAGAGUGUUUUGAUAUUACUGAGAAUAUCUUUGUUACUUGAAUCCGCUAUUAGAAGUGAAGUAGAUCUGUUUACAAAUGUAUGCAUCUAGAUUAAAUAAUAAAUAUUUAACAGUUCAGAUAUCAAAAUUCUUAGUACUUGACACCCAUGUCAAGUGAAAUUUUCACGUCUGGCAAGUAAUUAGGUUAAUAGCAUAUGCCCAAUGACAAGUGACUGAUGUAGCAGCCAGAAAUAAUUUUUAUUAUUAAAAUCCAUUGAAUCCUUGAACACCAAAACCGAUAGUAACUUGAGUUAGAGUUAUUCCUCUUUUAUUUCUAUAAACGGAGAUUGGUCAUUUCCGCCACUGAACUAGAAUAAUGCUGCGUUCCAGUGAAUUGGGUUAUUGUUUUUACGAUCUUCCAACUUAAAAAUAGUGUCCAAUACACAUUACAGUUUGAAUAAAAACUAACCUAAACUUGCCUUGUGUGUGCAAGCAAAAAGGUUGAUACAAUGUAAAAUCGUUAUAAUAAAAUUUAAUUUGUCAUUAAUGCAGUUCCGGAAUCUGCUCUUUGCAGAUGAACACCCAAAUGUACUAACACGUUUCCAUUUUGUGGGUUAAUUCGAACAAAGCAUAAUCAUUAAUGUGAAUUUAAGGUGCUACCUAUAGACGAGCUUUGUAGACUGUUACCCAUUCAUUAUUUAUUCCUCGCUUACUGCAUAUUAAAUUCCUAUCAUUAAGGUUGUAAAGUUAGUUCUUUACUGAUGUGUUUACCAAAAUAAUAACAGCCACAACAAAAAGAAGGGGUAAUAAAAGAAGAAGUGCAGUAUGAUAUGAUUAUUCAGAACUUCUGCCACUCAGAAGGUAUAAGUGUGUCGUGAGGUUGGGCAUACCCCAGUUUCAUGUGCAGAGGGCGAUUCGGGGUCGAACAACACUUUGCUCAAACCAGUUUUUAAUUUUUUUUUUUAUAUAUUGGUUUCUUAGGAGCAUGAAUCAAACCUCCUAGAAAACUUGGCGGGUCACAGUCUAGAUCCUUUGUGACUCAUAAAGGUCUUUUCCCCUUUUCUGACACUGCUACCUAUUACCAAAGUGGAUUACCAAAGUGAAUCUUUUUGGUUUACAUGAUACAAUCAAAGUUAAUCAAAAGAACUGUCCAGUGAUUUACACCUCGUUAGGUUAGUUUGCAUGAGAUAUGAGUGAUUUUGUUAAUUUAUGUCAUAGAUGUGUUGUCUUGAUUUUGAAAAUUACAUUUGUAUAUAAAUUCACUGUGUUGCAUUAGUUUCAUUAUAUAUACAUUCCAAAUAUUUAAAUAUUUUACUGUAGUUAAUUAUUAUUAUGAUUAUUUUAGUAUUAAUGUUACAACCAUUGUAUUCACCUUUUCUUGUAUCAUUCUUUGCAUAAAUAAAUAUAGAAAAUAUU
Messenger RNA from Gigantopelta aegis, 2201 nucleotides. RefSeq names its product sarcoplasmic reticulum histidine-rich calcium-binding protein-like. The record is from RefSeq and is a predicted model, not a curated record. The transcript has 5 exons. Lineage: Eukaryota; Metazoa; Mollusca; Gastropoda; Neomphalida; Peltospiridae. The coding region runs from base 32 to 442 and encodes 136 amino acids. Gene Ontology annotation, molecular function: calcium ion binding.